This is a messenger RNA of Zalophus californianus (California sea lion), 954 nucleotides long. RefSeq names its product olfactory receptor 52M1-like. The coding region runs from base 1 to 954 and encodes 317 amino acids. The transcript has a single exon. The record is from RefSeq and is a predicted model, not a curated record. Gene Ontology annotation, cellular component: membrane. Lineage: Eukaryota; Metazoa; Chordata; Mammalia; Carnivora; Otariidae. Gene Ontology annotation, biological process: G protein-coupled receptor signaling pathway. Gene Ontology annotation, molecular function: G protein-coupled receptor activity; olfactory receptor activity.
AUGCUCACUUCUCACAACGUCUGUUCAAUACCCAGCGCCUUCCAGCUCACCAGCAUCCCAGGGCUAGAGUCCCUGCAUAUGUGGCUUUCCAUCCCCUUUGGCUCCAUGUACCUGGUUGCUGUGGUGGGGAAUGUCACCAUUUUGGCUGUGGUAAAGGUGGAGCAUAGGCUGCACCAGCCCAUGUACUUCUUCCUGUGUAUGUUGGCUGUCAUCGACCUGGUUCUGUCCACUUCUACUAUGCCCAAACUGCUGGGAAUCUUCUGGUUUGAUGCUGGGGACAUUGGCCUGGAUGCCUGCCUGGCCCAAAUGUUCCUCAUCCACUGCUUUGCCACAGUCGAAUCAGGCACCUUCCUUGCCAUGGCUUUUGACUGCUAUGUAGCCAUCUGCAACCCACUCCGUCAUACCACAGUGCUCCCUCAUGCUGUGGUGGGACGUCUGGGGCUCGCUGCCCUCCUCUGGGGUGUACUGUACAUCGGACCUCUGCCUUUGAUGAUCCGCCAGCGGCUACCCCUUUACAAAGCUCAUGUCAUCUCCCACUCCUACUGUGAGCACAUGGCCGUGGUCACCUUGGCAUGUGGUGACAACAGGGUCAACAAUGUCUAUGGGCUGAGCAUUGGCUUUCUGGUCCUGAUCCUGGACUCCAUGGCCAUCACUGCCUCUUACGGGAUGAUUUUCCGGGCUGUGAUGGGACUGGCCAUACCUGAGGCCCAGCUUAAAACCCUGGGGACAUGUGGUUCUCACAUCUGUGCCUUUCUGAUCGUUUACGUUCCUAUUGCCGUUUCUUCUCUCAUUCAUCGAUUUGGUCACCAGGUGCCUCCUCCAAUCCACACUCUACUGGCCAACUUCUACCUCCUCAUUCCUCCAAUCCUCAAUCCCAUUGUCUACGCUGUCCGUACCAAGCAGAUCUGUGAGCGGCUUCUCCAAAUCCUAAAGAUAGAAACUAAGACCAAAUGA